UGCUUAUAAAAGAUAGUUGUAUAUUUGUUUAGAGUUUUGGAAAUUUCUCUACUGAAACAGCUUAGCCGGUACACUACACUUUACCGCCUCUACUGCCUAAACGGGGUUUAUGGGCUUUUGCGAAAGUGACAUUCACAGCAACAUCCACAGUGACAUCCACAGCGACAUCCACAGCGACGGCGAUGAAAUGCGGCUCUAGAAAAUCAUUGCAAAAUGCCAACUACUUGCCAAUUCUAUCUGAACCGUGCGGUGCCGAUUUACUACAGUGGAGAGCAAAUUAGUGAACUUAAAGGUUUCAUCAAUGUAAAAUGGAGCGAACCAUCAAAACCAACAAGUGUCGAGCAUAAUGACAGCAAUGAUUGCGAUAAUAUAAUUUGUUAUCAAGGAAAGCAAAAUCUUCUCAAACAAAUUAUAAAAUUCGAUGAAAAUAUUGCCCUUAACCGCUAUAGCAAAUAUACCAGAGACUUCGAGUUCACCAUACCCAGUGAGGUACCAGCGACAUGCAAACACAAAUACGGCGAAAUUAGUUAUGAACUUAAUUUGAUUCUGAAACGCAAAUCAAAAUUUAAUAAAAUUUUUCAUGAACGUAUCGUAAUCAGAAACGAAAGCGAUUUGAACAUGCACGGCAAAUUAAAUGAGCCAAAAACAGCUUUCGGAGAUGGUCUCAGCUUUACCAUACCACGCAGUGGCUACGUGCCUGGGCAAAUUGUUGACUUUGAACUGAAGUUCACAAAACUUAGAAUAGAAAAUAGAAUUAUCGUAAAUUUAUGUGAAAAAACCACAUGUAGAAGUUUAAGUCCAACAGUAAAAGUAAAAGAAAACGUUAGAGUAUUGAAUAGUAUUACAAUGGAGAAGACGGGUCUUUGUUCUCAUAAAUUAAAUAUGGGAAGAGUGUGUGUGCCGUUAACUAUUUCAGUAAGCAACCAAAAAUUAGAUGAUCUCGUACAAGUUUCUUAUUAUCUGGAAGCAAUUGUACUGAAUUCGAAAAGGAUGGUAUUGCAGAAAUUAGUUUUACCUAUAAUUAUUGGAACAAUUCCUCUGGAAUAUGAAGUUAAAGAGCAGUUUAAUAGUGCACACUUCUGCUAUGAUAACUUAGCAGCCACUAUAUCCGAAAGUAAGAAUUUAAACAACGAGCUGGGGGAGUUGGAGAUUAUACCUAAGCAGUAUGUUCUUGAUAAGAAAUGUACAAAAGAUGGAGUUUCAGAUGACAAUAUCGUAACGAUAUUCAGUGAAUCUUCAUAUACAAAUCGAUUACUCAAGUAUAUAGUAUAAAAACAUUCAGUAUUUAAAAAUAAG
Teleopsis dalmanni is the source of this 1296-nucleotide messenger RNA. Its product is annotated as arrestin domain-containing protein 3. Gene Ontology annotation, cellular component: cytoplasm. Gene Ontology annotation, biological process: protein transport. NCBI's taxonomy places the organism in Eukaryota, Metazoa, Arthropoda, Insecta, Diptera, Diopsidae. The transcript has 5 exons. The record is from RefSeq and is a predicted model, not a curated record. Bases 214 to 1272 code for a protein of 352 amino acids.